AUGGCAGCACCAGAAGAGAUUGUCAUGGAGGAGGUGUCUAGAAGGAGGUCAAUGGUUCGAAGAGAGGAGGGUCAAGGAAGCAGUGGCAGAAACAUACAUGCCCCUGUUAUGGAGGAGUUAAGCAUUCAAAUCGAUCCAACUGGUGACAAUGAAUGGCUAAGAUCCUUAGCCAACGAAGGGGGUGUAUCCGGGGACAGCGCAUUGGCGAAUCCCAAGAUACAGAAGGUUCCACCAAUGCUUCGUGGGAUCGAAUCCAACAAGAAGUGCUAUGAUCCCCUCGUCGUUUCAAUCGGUCCCUUCCACCAUGGCAAGUCCGAGCUCGAACCUAUGGAGAAGCAUAAAGAUUAUCUGGCAAAGCAAUAUGCCAAAAAAUGUAAGGUAUCAUUGCAAGAGCUACACAAAAGGUUGGAAGAGGUGGUGGAGAGUGCGAGGAAAUGUUACACCGAGGACUCAACACAAUCCUUUGAUGAUAAGGCAUUUGCUCGUAUGAUGUUCCUCGAUGGUUGCUUUCUUCUCCAAUUCAUCUACUGUUUGGUCCAUGGUAACCAUAAAGAUUUGAAGAUGAAAAGCCAUGAUAUGGCUUUUGUGCGUCGUGAUUUUUUCUUACUGGAAAAUCAAUUACCCUUUCAAGUCCUCAAAGUGUUGAUGAAUUGGAGGUUUGAAAGGAAUGAAGGCGAAAAAAUUAUCACUAUGUUCAUAAACCGCUCGAGGGCACAACAAGAAGGCCUUCUAGGGCUCGAGGAGAGAUCAGAUCGUGACCAUUUACCAACACAUCUUCUUGAGAUAGUUCGAGAACAACUCAUUGAUGUUAGUGCUUUUUAUGAAGGAGGGUGUUACCUAAGGGGUGAGUGGCUCUCCUACCGCUCGGCCAAGGAGCUUAGGACUGUAGGGAUCCAUUUCAAGCGAAGCGAGAGCCAACGUUUUUCAGACAUCAAGUUCGAAUCUUCUGGCUUCUUCUCUUCACACCUCAGGCUUCCUCCAAUCACCAUCGAUGACUCCACCAAGUCGAAGCUUCUCAACUUGGUUGCCUACGAAGCUUGUCCUGACACUCCUGACGACUUUGGGGUCACCUCUUAUGUUUGUUUCAUGGACUCAAUCAUUGAUCAUGAUAAAGAUGUGGAGGAGCUAAGGUCCAAGGGGAUACUCCUCAACUUCCUCGGCAGCGACGAACAGGUGGCUGAUCUGUUCAAUGAGAUUGCCACAGAUCUGGUGCCCAACCCUCAUGGUUAUGCCCAUGUUAAAGAGUGCAUUGAAAACCAUUAUAAGAACAAAACGAAAGUUUGGAUGGCUGAAUGGAGACAUGCUCAUUUCAGCAGUCCAUGGACAGUCAUUACUUUUGUUCUUGCAAUUUUUGCCAUUUUAUUGAGUGUCACGCAGACUAUCCUAGCUGUCUUCCAGACAUUCUUUACAUGACAGGAGACUACAUGACAGAUUAGGACCGUCAAAAGCAUCGCUAAUCGGGGUGCUAAUUGGUAUAAAUUUCAACUAUGGUAUCUGCAAAAUGCCCAUGACCCCAUCCCGGAAAGCUUCGAGUUUGUAUGCACUUCUUUGGUUUAUUUCGUUGUUGGGGGUAUUUUCAUAAGUUUGAUUGUUAUAAUUGUUUUUAACAGUAAU
Messenger RNA from Ilex paraguariensis (yerba mate), 1614 nucleotides. Lineage: Eukaryota; Viridiplantae; Streptophyta; Magnoliopsida; Aquifoliales; Aquifoliaceae. The record is from the annotation of a GenBank genome assembly.